AUCCCACCCCAGGCCAUGAGGGCGGGUCCGGACCUGGCCCUGCCCCCCUACCCCAGGCCUCCGCCCCUGCCCUUCCAGCGCUCCAGGCGGGCCGGCGCCCAGGUAGAUCGGGAGCCCAAACCUGUCGGGCCGGUUUUGAGAGCAGUGGGACCGAGGCUGGUGAAGGAUGCACGGCCUGCCCCGUGCUCCGCCCGCUCUCUCAGCCGCCUGAGUCCGGCUCCUGCCUGCCCUGCAGCCCACCGGGCCGACCCCAUGAUGCGCGCGCCAGGCCUCCUGGCGCCCCUGCUGGGCCUGGGGCUGGCCCUGAGACUGCCGGGGUCGGGGGCCGCGGACUGCGGGUCCCUCGGCCCGGUGGACCGCCUGGCAUUCGCCCCGGCGGCCAGGGCGCCGUGGCUGGCCCCUCGCGUCCGCGCGCCGGGUCCCCUGGACCCCCUCUAUGGCACCGUGCGCAGCUUCCUCUCCGUGGUGCAGCUGAACCCCUUCCCCGCUGGGCUGGUAAAGACCCUGCUGAAUGAGCCAGCUUCCGUGAAGGUGGAUGAGGUGGUGCGGUACCAGGCAGGCUACCUGGUGUGCGCUGUGAUCGCCGGCCUCUACCUCCUGGUGCUGCCUACCGCCGGCCUCUGUUUCUGUUGCUGCCGCCGCCGCCGGCGCUGUGGAGGCCGCGUGAAGACGGAGCACAAGGCGAUGGCCUGUGAGCGAGGCACCCUCAUGGCCUUCCUGCUGCUGACCACCCUCGUGCUGCUGAUUGGUGUGGUCUCUGCCUUUGUCACCAACCAGCGUGUGCAUGAGCAGGUGGGCCCCAGUGCUGCGGCUGUGCCUGAGACUCUGCUCAGCCUCCGGGGGCUGUUCUCUCAUGUCCCCCAGGAGCUGCAGGCCGUGGCACAGCAGUUCUCUCUUCCCCAGGAGCGAGUCUUGAAGGAGCUGGAUGGUGUAGGCGUGAGCAUCGGGAGCGUGAUCCACACCCAGCUCAGGAGCACCGUGUACCAGGCACUGGCCUCAGUGCACAGCCUGGGCCAGGCCCUGCAGGUCUCCGUGGACCACCUCCGAGCCCUGAACGCCACCUCGGUGGAGCUGCUGGAGGGACAGCAGGACCUGGAGCCGGCUGUCCGGGAGCGCCGGGAGCACCUCCUCGCCCUGCUGCAGGAACCCAGCUGCCGGGGCUGUGCAGAGGCCCUGAGCCAGGCCCGCGCCCUGGAGCUGGGAGCCAACUUCAGCCAGAUGCCCGCCAUGGACGAUGUCCUGCAUCAGCUGAAGGGUGUCCCAGAGGCCAACUUCUCCAGCAUGGUCCAGGAGGAGAACAGCACCUUCAACUCCCUCCCGCUCUUGGCUGCCCUGCAGACGGCCGACAUGGUCAGAGAGCUGAAGAAGGCCAUGGCCCAGGAGCCUGGAGGGCUGAGGACACUGGCUGAAGCGUUCCCGGCCUGGGAGGCAGCCUCUCGCUGGAGCCGGGCACUGGAGGAGGUGGAAGAGAGCAGCCGCCCCUACCUGAAGGAGGUGCAGAGAUAUGAGAAAUACAGGUGGAUUAUGGGCUGUGUGCUGUGUUCCGUGGUCCUACUUGUGGUGGUCUGUAACCUGCUGGGCCUCAACCUGGGCAUCUGGGGGCUGUCUGCCAGGGAGGACCCCAGCCACUCAGAAGCCAAGGGCGAGGCUGGAGCCCGCUUCCUCAUGGCGGGUGUGGGCUUCAGCUUCCUCUUCGCUGCACCCCUCAUCCUCCUCGUCUUUGCCACCUUCCUGGUGGGUGGCAACGUGCAGACGCUGGUGUGCCGGAGCUGGGAGAGUGGGGAGCUCUAUGAGUUUGCAGACACCCCAGGGAACUUGCCCUCGUCCAUGAACUUGUCCCACCUUCUUGGCCUGAAGAAGGACAUCAGCAUCCUCCUGGCCUAUCAGCAGUGCAGGGAAGGGGCUGCUCUCUGGAAGGUGCUGCGGCUCAAUGACUCCUAUGACCUGGAGAAGCACCUGGAUAUCAGCCAGUACACCGCCAAGCUACAGCAGGAGUUACGGAGCCUCAAACUGGAAGUGAAGAAUCUGGACUUGCUGAGCCCAGCUGCCCGCCGGGACCUGAAGGCCCUGCAGAGCAGUGGGCUCGAGAACAUCCGCUACCCUGGCUUCCUCGUUCAGAUCCAGAAGCCCGUGGUGAACACUGACAUGGAGAAGCUGGCCCAGGAGCUGCAAGGACUGGCCCAGACCCAAGGCAGUGCUGUGCUGGGACAGCAGCUGCGGGAGGAGGCCCAAGGGCUCAGAAACCUCUACCAGGAGAAGGUCCUCCCCCAGCAGAGCCUCACGGCCAAACUCAACCUCAGUGUCAGGGCCCUGGCAUCCUCUGCCCCAAAUCUCCAGCUGGAGACCUCCGAUGUCCUGGACAAGAUCACUAACCUAAGAGGAGAGCUGCCUACCUGGGCCACCCAUAUCCUGAAGAAUGAAAGUGAGUGUUUCCUGACCCGGGAGAUGGGCUACUUCUCCCAGUACGUGGCCUGGGUGAGAGAGGAGGUGACUCAGCGCAUCGCCACCUGCCAGCCCCUUUCUGGAGCCCUGGACAAUGGGCGUGUGGUCCUGUGUGACAUGAUGGCUGACCCCUGGAACGCCUUCUGGUUCUGCCUGGCAUGGUGCACCUUCUUCCUGAUCCCCAGCAUCAUCUUUGCUGUCAAGACCUCCAAAUACUUCCGUCCCAUCCGGAAACGCCUCAACUCCACCAGCUCUGAGGAGACUCAGCUCUUCCACAUCCCCCGGGUCACCUCCCUGAAGCUGUAGGACCCCAGUGGGGAUGUUUGCAGUACAAAGUGAUGCCCAGGUUGCUGCCUGCCCCCUUGACUUGGCCUGGACCAGAGAACUCCUGUCGCUCUUGCCCCCAGAGCCCAGGUCACAUGCAGGCCUGGAUUGCCGCCCACUCCAGUUGUCUGACCCCAUCUUACCUGUCUACCUCCAUUCUGCUCAAGACCCCUUCACUCUUCCUCAAAAAUGCAUUUAACUUCUGUUGAACUACAGGGCCAACAGGUUCUUCCAGAUGUCUAUCCCUUAUCCUCCUUGCUGCACUAUAUCAGCACCAGGAAGAGCCUGUCCUCAGCCUCUUGCGUGGGACAGACGCCCUGUCCCAGCCCACUCUGUCACCAUGCCCCUCCCCUUGCCCACGCCUCCCCCCGCUGCUCUGCAGGCUCCUGGCCCCUUUCCUCAUCUACCCUCCCCACUUGCCCCAGCUUCAUUCUGUCCCCUCCCCAGCCCUUACGUCCUCUCCCCAGGGAAGCCCUUCUCCCCUUUGUUCCCUCUUGACCUUAUCCCACCACCUUGCUGGCCCUCAGGGACCCCUGCCCAACCAAACUAAUCAGUAAAGCCACCACGUAGGCCAGGGGCCAGCACAGCCCAGGUCUGGGCCGCUUGUGGGCUCGGCCUCAUGGCCCCCAAGCCCUCCACAGACCCCGGCCUGGAUUUCUGGUCCCCCAGGGUGUGAGAGAUGCCUGUCACGAGGCUGAGCCCCUGCUUGCACCCUGGAUUGGAAAUAGUGCUGCUGUCCCUCAGCUCCUCUCUGAGCACUGACUCCCUAGGAAGGGACCUGAGAUCUGGGCCAGAGCAGGGGCUCCCCCUCGGCUCCCCAGAAGGUGACGUCUUCCACAGCCCCCACCCAGCUUUCCCAGGAGGGAGCUAGUAGCCACAAUAGGAUUUUGCACUGUGGCCUUUACUCCCUCUGUCCUAUGCAUGUGGCGUAGGGACAUCCCUAGUCCAUCCCUGUGCCUGCUCUGCAUGUUGGACCCUGAGUUCCAGAAACAGGAAAGAGGAGGAGGAGAGAAAAGAGGAGGUGGACAGGACCUCCAGUCCACUAAAGUGUGCUCACUUUCCUGAGCCUUGGCCUUGGGUCCUUGACUCCAGGUUUCCCAGGUUAGGGCCCUGUAUGCAGUUGGUGUUUAAUGAGAGUUUGUGGAGAGGAGAUUCCAAGGCCUCCUUUGCCCACAGGCAUCUAGGGAUUACCCCAGCAAUCAGCAAGUGGGGAGAGGGCCCACUCUGGGAGCAAGCAGACCUCUGUUCACAUCCUGGCUGUAACGCUUGUUAGCCAGGGCACCUUGAAUGUGCUAUGUGGGUCCCCACGACCUCAGUUUCUCCAUUUAUAAAAUGGGGAGAAUAGUCAGAGCCUCCUCAUAGGGCUGUGAAAAGCGUGAUAAUGCAUGGAAAGCCCUUGGCAGAGGCCUGGCACUGAACAAAUGCUGCUGUUUUUUGCCAUGACUGUUCUGGGCCAGGGGCAGAGCUGGG
This is a messenger RNA of Equus caballus (horse), 4236 nucleotides long. It is a transcript of the gene PROM2, whose product is annotated as prominin 2. Gene Ontology annotation, cellular component: microvillus; prominosome; apical plasma membrane. Gene Ontology annotation, molecular function: cholesterol binding. The record is from RefSeq and is a predicted model, not a curated record. Lineage: Eukaryota; Metazoa; Chordata; Mammalia; Perissodactyla; Equidae.